CGCAAAACAAAAUAUCUGAAAAAUAUUUGCAAAAUAUUUAUUUUUACGUUCAUUUGACAACAUAUACAUUAUGUGAAUCAUGAUAACGCAAAUAGUACGACUAUUUUAUCCUUUAGAUGAUUCGGAAUGAUUGGAAAAUAUAAGUGAUACUCCAGCAACAAAUCAAGCUAAUAGAUGUCGCUGUUUAAGGCACGUGAAUGGUGGUCGACUGUUGUUGGGGAGGAUGAAGAAUACGAUUGUGGGUGUUUAUGUGUCGCAAAUAUUGAUAAUGCAGCAAACGGACAAGAUAAAGCCCCAGCCAUUGAAGACUGAGUCUGGAUGGAGUGGUUACAAGCCAGAAGAUGUCCUAAUAGAGCAGCAGUUACCCCAGCCAAUCCUGCAAGUGGAGGCAGGACACUUCAUAGCAGGCAGUGGCAACAAUGAAAACCUUAGCCUUGCAAUACUUCACCCAAGGAAAAUAGCAGUUUAUUCUUUAACAGCUGUGGUAGGUGCAGUUGAACAUGGAAGCCACUGUAAGCUGAGUCUCGUUUAUGAACACAAUUUACAGAGAACAGCUUUCUGCUUCUGCUAUGGACCUUUUGGUGGUGUAAAAGGCCGUGACUUCAUAUGUGUGCAGUCAAUGGAUGGUACAAUUAGUGUAUUUGAACAGGAAAGUUUUGCUUUUAGCCGGUUUCUCCCUGGUGCAUUGCUACCAGGACCUCUGGUUUACCUGGCUAAAACUGAUAGCUUUAUAACUGUAUCAAGCAGUAGACACAUAGAGUGUUACAAGUACCAAGUACUGGCUGUUGCCACUGAUUCCAAGACUAAGGAAGAGUCCCAGAGUCUCAAGUCAGGCAAGCGUGUUGCAAUGGACUGGAGUUUGAACAUAGGAGAACAAGCCUUGGAUAUUGCAGUCUCAAGCUUUCCAAAUUCACCUGUCUGCAUAUUUGUACUGGGAGAACAUAACUUGUACUGUGUAACAGAGUUUGGGAAGCUUCGCUUUGCCAAAAAAUUUGAGUUUAAUGUUAGCUGCUUUUUGCCUUAUAAAACUGUAACUGAAGGCACAGUGAAUACACUAGUUGGUACUCACACAAACUCACUGAUGGUCUAUCAGGACAUCACCCUGAAAUGGGCUGCUCAGUUACAACACACUCCUGUUCAGAUCAGACUGGGUAACUUUGGAGAUCUUAAGGGUGUGAUUGUGUCUCUGAGUGAUGAGGGUCACCUAGACUGUAGCUACUUGGGUACUGACCCUGCCAUCUUUAUGACCCCAGCCUCUGAGAGCAGAGAGACAAACUAUGAUGAUCUGGAUGAGGAACUCGCUGCACUCUCUGAGAAAAUCAAAGAAUCUUCAAAAUCUAUCGCUGCAGUACCAGUGGCAAAGUCAUCAGGAACUGAUAUCGAAAUCAUCUCAAGUGUACCUCCAAACCUUGAUGCUCCUUCACGAGCUUUGGAGACAUCUAUCACAGAUGAAGACACCCCAGUGCCAUCUAUAACAGUAACUAUCCAACUGAAGGCCAAGUCGACUGCCAAUAAUGUUAAUGUCACCAUCCAUGUAGCCCCACCACUAGUAGUAGAUAAACCAGUGCUAAUGUUCCCAAUGGUUGAUGCUAGUAGUAAUAUCAAAGCAGAAGUGACAUUCUACAUUAAAUCUCCAUUCCUUCCUGCUAAUAUGGAUGUCCAGGUGACGGCAACAUAUCAGACACCUACAGGUGCUCCAAGAGUGUCCCAGUCCAGUUUGAGCUUACCACUGAAGUUGAUUGUAAAACCAGCAAUGCCAGUGAAACAAGCAGCCUACAAGAUAACCAUUGAUACAAACAAACCACCAGUUAAUCUUAAUGACGUUUACCCAGAUCUUCUUGGAGAAAGUGCUGGUGGCCCGGGUAAUGCUCUUGGAUUCCAGUACUUUGGCGGUCAUCUAGUAACUCUACUAGCUUCAAAGACAUCACAGAGGUACAGGCUACAAUGUGACUCUUUUGAGUCAAUCUGGCUGGUUGUCCAAGACCUUGUGAAGAGAUUGACGGACUAUCAUGCUAGUAGACGUAUCUCCGAUUUCAAGGUGUCAUUUUCGAGCAAUCUUCCCUUGCAAGAGUUCUUUGAAGUUGUAGAUCAACAUUUUGAGUUACGAUUGAAUAAUGAGAAAAUGAAAGAGCUACUGAGUCAAAGAGCUACGCAGUUCAGAUCCAUCCAGAAGCGUUUGCUGACCCGUUUCAAAGACAAAACCCCAGCACCCCUAGCUAACCUUGACACUCUCCUUGAUGGCACAUACAGACAGCUGCUAGCUCUCGGCGAUGCUAUAGAUGAGAACAGUCAGAAACAGUCCAUAGUUAGCAAUCACCUGAGCUGUGCUGUACAGCUGCUCAACUAUAUCGUGAAAGUCUGGCUGGAUAUGUCCGACUCUGAGUUCCACGUCCUCCAAGGUUCACUAACACCUGUCAUAUGUGACAAUGGUGAAGUGGGCUGGGAAGAAAUAGUGGAUACCUCUAUCACUCAUCUACUGAGGACAUGCCUAGCAAAGAGCUCCAAAGAUCAGACAAUCAACCCUGCUCCACUGACAAUGCCCAAAGACACCACCAAGAUCAAGAAGCAUGUGGCUUUGCUGUUUGACAGGCUUGGAAAAGGAGCCAGACUAUAUAUUGAAGGUCAACAAGAAAGUAAACCGCUAAACAAUGACAAGUUAAAGUUACCAUCUCCAAGAAAUCGGUCUAUGGGGGAGGAGCCAAGUGAAGAGUUUGAGGGUGGCAGCACCCCCCUGGGAGAGGCAGAGGUACCCACAGGCAGCAAGUUUGGGGAUAAGAGGAAGUCACCGCGAGGCCAGGGACUUGAGCCACUGAAACCUCUGAAUGAUAGGGAAAGAAAAGGAGGUUCUAAGUCAUUAAACGAGCAGGAGGAGAAGCGCAAAGAUUUAGUGCCAGACUUGGAUGACCUUUAUAGUUCGGUACACAAGGAGGAGCCCCCUGAACCAGUAAAUGCUAUAGGGUCCCUGCCUCCGCUAGGUGGUUCUAAAUUGCCGCCUGUGUCAAAUUUACCACCACUAGGAAGUAUAGGUGGCGCUGAUCUCGAUGAGAAUGAUCCAGGGGGUGGGGCAUCUCGGUUUAAGAAAAAGCGUCCUAAAGUUCCAGAUUUAGAUGACAUGGGUUCAACUGAUUCACCACAAGACAUGGAUGAACUGCUGAAUGGACUUGGCUCAGAGAAAGUCUAUUCACUAUAGCAUCACAUAAUUGGACUCAUUUUACAUUCGUAAUGUACUCUCUGGGAUGUUUUUUCCCGUUAUAUGUGAUGCAUUGUGGUAUUUGAUUAUGCGUGUUUUUUCCGUCCACUGUUGUACAUGUAUUCUAAAUAUUACUCUUGUCUGUGGCAAGUUAUGAGAACUACAAAUAUACAUUCUCAGAACUACCACCAACACCAUGUAUUCCAUGCGAUGUAAAUAUAAAAUGAAGGUUCCGAUGAAAGUACAUUGACUUUUGAAAAUGUAAAACAGUUCAAUGAAUAGAUGGUGCUGUCUGCGAGUAGAUGUCAUAUUUUACAGUCAUGUACGCAUCUUUAAACAUGAAUUCGUCGAAUCACAUCAAAUAAUAGUCAUUUUUCUUACCUCUCAUGUUGAGAGGGAAUAACUAUUUAAUUUGGAGAUCAAUUAGUCAUCUUCACAUUUCAAAUGAACAAUAUAAUCCUCAGUAAUACUUUUCUAUGUAUAAAGAGACACUAUUGUAUUGCAUAUAUUUCUCUAAAUGGCUAUUUUAUAGUCAACAUUUAUGUGAUGUUUGAAUGAAUCUCUGUGUGAUGUCAUAGAUAUUUUUGUGGAUACAAUUACAACAUACUCGUACAGUGACCUAAUUGGAUACGAAAGGGUAUACUUACUCUCAGUCCUUUGUUUGAAAGACAGGAUCACACUUCUAUCUACAGAUUACGUGAUCUGAAAUGCUAUUUGUAAUGUUGCUGUCUUCUCUAUUUUGAUAAAUGAAUGUUUUUUCACGAAUUGAAAUUUUUUCACAAAAUUGAAAAUAUUCAACCUAGAUCAGGUACUCAACCUUUGAUUAAAGGUUAACUACAAAGAAAUAAUUAAAAACUAGAAUAAAAAAAUUGCGCACAAGAACAAUCAAUUACAGUCAUUGUAGAAUUAUAUAAGUACGCAUUAUGAAAAUUAGGAAUAAAAUGGUAUUACAGUGUAUUACAUGUAUUACAUGUACAUAUUCCGUCCAAAUCUAGUUCUACCGUACUCUAUAUAUUUUCUCACUCUGAUAUCAUAACAUUGACAUAUUGGUUACUGCAAUGUAAUGUAUACAAAACUAAACUAGAGUCGUGAAAGUUAAGACUAAAUUAAUUACAAAAUACAGCAUGACAACGUAUAAGAAUAUCUGAGUGUAACUAUAGCCUAUUUUUCUUUCAUUUUAGAUAAAGAGUUCAUUCCAAGAGGUCUACAUUAUUGACCACAUCGUUGUUAUUUUUGUGUAUUGAGCUAUUAAGAAGAGGGG
Owenia fusiformis is the source of this 4451-nucleotide messenger RNA. The record is from the annotation of a GenBank genome assembly. Lineage: Eukaryota; Metazoa; Annelida; Polychaeta; Sabellida; Oweniidae.